Messenger RNA from Gigantopelta aegis, 1404 nucleotides. RefSeq names its product FMRFamide receptor-like. Gene Ontology annotation, biological process: G protein-coupled receptor signaling pathway. NCBI's taxonomy places the organism in Eukaryota, Metazoa, Mollusca, Gastropoda, Neomphalida, Peltospiridae. The transcript has a single exon. Gene Ontology annotation, cellular component: plasma membrane. Gene Ontology annotation, molecular function: G protein-coupled receptor activity. The record is from RefSeq and is a predicted model, not a curated record. The coding region runs from base 1 to 1404 and encodes 467 amino acids.
AUGAGUUCUUUUAGCGUCGCGUUGUUAAUAUGUGCGGUUGUUGCUGUUCCACGCAGUCAUGAAAGCGAUACUGUUCGGGAAGCUAUAGAAGAAAGACUGACAACGUCAAUCCCUGCCUUCGACUCUACAGCCAGUAACGCUGCCUCUACGGCUAAUGAAUUUGCUUCUACGACUACUGGAUGUGCUUCUACAGCAACUGACUUUGCCCCUACAACCAGUGAAUCUUCCUCUGCCGUCAUGAAUCUAACAACAGGGUCAACGCACGUGGUAAGCCGUUCUGAAAAUCCCGAGGUCACAACAUUUGAAAUGUCCUCGUAUAGAGGAGAUAGCUGCAUCUCUAAAAUGGACGAUCACGUUGACCGAAUAAAUCUUGACCCGCACGACUAUCUUGGUAAAAUCGUCAUCCCGAUAACUUUUAUCGUCGGUUUGACUGGUAAUGCUGCCACGAUGUUUGCGUUGCAGGGUCAUCCGUUCAACAAGAUACCUUCUCGCUAUAUUCUGUCUUCUCUCACUGUCUCAGACUCUUUGGCUUUGGUAGUGAGCAGCCUUGGUAAGAAGACUGUCAAAGAUGUUAUAGGAGAAGACGCUGGCGCCUACGACAGAAAUAGCUGUAAAAUCUUUAUCUUUGUUUCGCAUUUUGCCAAAAUACUUUCAUCUUGGUUCGUGGUUCUAGUUUGUUGUGAGCGCUUUGUGGCGAUAUGUCUGCCUCUACAUGCAAAACAGAUCUGUACAAAAUCUAACGCUCUAGUAGGAAUCGUCAUUGUUGUGAUCAUUGCUGCCACCUUUAGUGGCAUUUGGACUUUGUCAACCGAAAAGGUAGAUUCCAGAUGUAACCCUAGCUACUGGACACCAGAGACGGAAGUCCGAGGAAAAGUGAUGAUCUAUAUUGGGUCGACUCUAAUUGGAUUACUUCCCAUGACCAUCAUGCUCAUUUUAACCCCUGUCAUGUGCAUCGUUUUGCACCGAAACCGUCACUUCCGGAAACGAAUCGCCACUACUCACAAUCCGGAAGUGACGAGGAUAUCGGCCAUGUUGCUCUCGGUUUGCAUAUCUUACAUCGUUCUCCUACUACCUUUAAUAAUAUCACACAACCUGGCUUUUAUUCGAGGAGAAAACCUAUACACCAGCCAGCAUCUGCCGCUCGUAAUCUUGGCCAAAGUGGGAAACACCUUGUCGGCCAUUAACUUCUCUUGUAAUUUCUUUCUGUAUGUCGCCUGCAAUGCGGCAUUCAGACGUCGCAUGCUCCGUGCCUGCAUUUGCCCUCAAAGAAGAGAGACGCGGUCACCCGAACCGAUCCCAACUCGGUCAACAGUAACGAAUUCGUUGUCAGAUAUCUCUAUAUUUGAAUCAACCAGUGCACCAAAUCGAAUAAUUCCUAUUGCCAAUAACGUUAACGUUUACUAA